Coffea eugenioides is the source of this 1683-nucleotide messenger RNA. RefSeq names its product pentatricopeptide repeat-containing protein At4g33170-like. The transcript has a single exon. Gene Ontology annotation, molecular function: RNA binding; zinc ion binding; protein binding. Gene Ontology annotation, biological process: RNA modification. The coding region runs from base 1 to 1683 and encodes 560 amino acids. NCBI's taxonomy places the organism in Eukaryota, Viridiplantae, Streptophyta, Magnoliopsida, Gentianales, Rubiaceae. The record is from RefSeq and is a predicted model, not a curated record.
AUGUCCUCGCCGUACACGGACCCCCGCAUCGUACAUGCAAAAGCCAUCAAAACUCACCACCGAACUUUGCUUAUCAGCCUUAUCACCCUUUACUCUAGAGCCAAUCUCCACGCUAACUCCCUCAGCAUCUUCAAUUCCAUCCGCGACCGGAAUGUUGUGUCAUGGACAGCUCUUAUCUCUGCUUUUUCCAACACCCCAUUUGCCUUCCACCAUUUUAUUUCCAUGCUCCGGCAGUCCACCCUCCCAAACAGCCGUACUUUUUCUACUUUGUUCAGUACUUGCGCUUCACUUUCCUCCCUAUCUGUUGCCCUCCAACUCCAUUCCCUUGCCCUUAAGCUCUCCUGUGAUUCCCACCCCUUUACGGCUUCGUCUUUGGUUUCCUUGUACUGUAAAAGCCGGUUUCUUGACGGUGCGCGUAAGGUGUUUGAUAGGAUGCGUGAGAGGGACGCUGUUUGUUAUGCUUCGAUUAUUAAUGGGUUGGCACAGAAUCGAAAGCCUGUUCAGGCUUUGUGUUAUUUUGGGGAGAUGAGGAGGUCUGGGGUGGAGUCGAGAAUACAGAGCGUUUCAGGGGCUUUGAAGGCUGUUUCUGAGCUUGCUGUGCUUGAGCAGUGUAGGAUAAUUCAUGGGCAUGCUGUGGUGACUGGUUUGAAUUCGGAUAUUGUUGUGGGAACGGCGAUGAUUGACGCCUAUGGGAAAUGCGGGCUUGUCGUGGACGCUCGUGGAGUAUUUGAUGAGUUAGAUGUGGCGUUGAGCAUUUUUGGAUGGAAUGCGUUGAUGGCAGGGUAUGCACAACAGGGAGAUAAGGACCAUGUGUUACAGCUUUUUCAGUUGAUGGAAGCCAGAGGGUUCAAACCGGAUGAUUAUACUUUUUUGGCAGUUUUGACUGCACUGUAUAAUUCUGGGUUAGCUGAGGAGAGUCGGAGUUGGAUCACAAAGAUGAGAGUGGGUUAUCAUGUAGAGCCUGGGGUUGAGCAUUAUACAUGUUUAAUUGGUGCAUUGGGAAGAAGUGGAUUGUUAGAGGAGGCAGAGGGGGUUGCUUUGACAAUGCCAUUUGAGCCAGACGCAGCGGUAUGGCGAGUAUUGUUAUCUACUUCUGCAUAUCAUGGCAACGCUGACAUGGCUUGGAGGAUGGGUCAGAAGUUGUUGGAGAUGGAUCCCAACGAUGACUCAGCUUAUGUUAUAUCGGCAAAUGCUUUUGCAGGUGUAGAGAGGUGGGAUGAGGUUAAGGAUGUGAGGAAGAUAAUGAAAGAGAUGGAUGUGAGAAAGGAAGGUGGGAGGAGCUGGAUCGAAGUGAAAGGUGAGCUUCACGAGUUUUUAGCUGCAGAUAAGAGACAUGAAAGGAUGGAUGCAAUCUAUGCUAAGUUAGCCGAGUUAAUGCAACAAAUUGAGAAAUUAGGAUAUAAACCAGUUUUAGAUGAGGUGUUGCAUGAUGUUGACAGGAAGGAGAAGAAGGAAGUACUUAUGGCUCAUAGCGAGAAGUUGGCUCUGGCUUUUGGGGUUUUGUGUGAGGCAGCACCUCCAGGGAAGGCAUUUAGAAUUGUUAAGAAUUUGAGGAUUUGUAGGGACUGUCAUGAGGCUUUUAAGUAUUUCAGCAUAGUGGUAGAGAGGGAGAUUAUUGUCAGGGAUGUUAACAGAUACCAUAUGUUCUCUAAUGGUAGUUGUAACUGUGGAGAUUUCUGGUGA